This is a messenger RNA of Uranotaenia lowii, 6184 nucleotides long. RefSeq names its product AT-rich interactive domain-containing protein 2 (gene Bap170). Lineage: Eukaryota; Metazoa; Arthropoda; Insecta; Diptera; Culicidae. Gene Ontology annotation, biological process: regulation of DNA-templated transcription. Gene Ontology annotation, molecular function: DNA binding. The record is from RefSeq and is a predicted model, not a curated record. The transcript is spliced from 9 exons. Gene Ontology annotation, cellular component: SWI/SNF superfamily-type complex. The coding region runs from base 362 to 5908 and encodes 1848 amino acids.
AGAAGCAGAAAGAAUCCCGCACAACUGCAGCCAAAAAGCAUCAGCAGCACAGAAACGGAGUGCGUGAAAUAAAAGCCGCGUCAAAUUAAUCGUUCGUGCGACCCGCCGUAGAUUAUUGUUGUGAUUCCGUGUUCCGAACGGGUAAAUCUUCGAUUUCCGGUAAACCCCAAACGGAUUCAAACUGCCGCGCAUACGGGAAACACCCGGGGAGGGUGAAAGCAGCAAGCUGAAAAGCGAACGCCGCAACUAUCAGCAGCAGGAUGACGAUGACGCUUUCCUGAACCAGAACAGUAGUUCCGUUGGCUGGACGCCGGGCAAGGAGGGCAGCAGGGCACGGGCCCGAGGCAAGCUCAAUUUUGGAAUGGACCGGGUUAGCUUCCUGCAGGAUCUGCUGCAGUUCAAUGAGAAGAGCGGAACCCCAAUCGUGCGGAUGCCGAAAAUCGGCAGCCACGAUGUGGAUUUGCAUCGGCUGUACUCGACGGUCAUUUCCCGCGGUGGCUGGCUCAAGGUUAACAGCCGGGAAGACUGGGACGAGGUGAUCGAGGAGAUGAAACUGCCGAAGCAUUGCGUGAACAAUGAAAUUGCGCUGAAGCAGAUCUACAUCCGUUAUUUGGAUCGUUAUGAGCGUGUGAACUUCCACGGGGAGGAUAAGGACCCGAUCGAAGAGGACGACGAUGAGAAAAGACACAACAGACGUUGGUCCGCUAGGAUGUUGCACGCCAUUCCCGCGGUUUACAAUCACGGGCAGCAUCAUGUUCCGGAGGGGAAUAGGGCGCAGCUUAGUUUGUGCGGGGAUUUGUACAAACCGAGUGAAUAUGAAAAGCUGAUGAUGUCACUGCUCUCGCCGUUACCGAACGAGCAGGACUUUGCGAUCAACGUGUGCACUCUGAUGUCCAAUGAAAGUAAACACACGCUGAAGGUGGAUAAAUGUCCCAAGCUAAUAUCGAUUCUAUUGGGUCAUGCAGGAGUAUUCAGUCACUUUACGAUGCGGGACAUUUUCCAGGAGUAUUAUGCCAAUAUCAGAAAGAAUUCGUUGCAACGAUUCUGGAAGAAUUGUUUGUACCAGAAUUUGCCGGUUUUGGAACUGUCGUAUGCUGAUUGCUUCCAGAAGUUUGAUCGCGAUCCUACAGAGUUGAUUAAGAAUGUUUAUGGAGAUGGUUCGAGGAAGGAUGUAGAUGAAGAAGAUGUUGGAAAAUUGGAUUCUGAGACGUUGAUGGAUUUCCUUAGUUUGGGUACAGGACUCGGUACGAACGACUACAUUGGGCAACGGGUGUUGCAGAUCGCGUCGAUAUUCAGGAACUUGAGUUUUAACGAUGAAAAUAUUGCUGUUUUGGGUAGUAAUCGAGCAUUUCUCCGGUUUCUUAUAAUGUGUGCUAAUGCCCAGUGGAACAAUUUGCAGCAUAUGGGUUUGGACAUGUUAGGAAACGUAGCCUCAGAAGUGGACAUCUAUGAUGCUCAGUCGGAUGAUGUUACGAGAUGUUUGUUAUCCACUGUCCAAGAAGGUUUAGAAGGAGAAGACAGAGGCAUCAUAAUUGGAUGCUUGGAAGUACUAAGUAAAAUCGCCCAGAGAGAAACCAAUGAAGAUAAUUUAAACAGAUACCUGAAUCAAAAGGUCUACGAUCAAAUAUGCUUGUUCUUAUCACUUCGGGAUAUUAUGUUGCUGUUGUAUUCUCUGGAGUGUAUUUACUCCUUGACAUCAAUGGGGGAGAAACCAUGCAAUGCGAUCAUGCAUGUCACCGGUAUAAUUGACACCCUGGUUUCUUUUAUAACGGUAGAAGCUCAGAGCUAUGGACCAGAUGCUUGCAUUCUGAUGCGGGUUGUGGAGACAAUUCCAGGGAAUCUGGCAGGUUUUCCACCAGGAAACCAUGUUCAAACUGGAGGCCAAGUUGUUCCUCCGGUAGCUCCCAGUAUGACUCAACUGACAGUGCAACCUAAGGAGCAGUCUCCGGUUCCAACGCCAAGCAUCCCGGACAUUCCUAAGCUUCCCACAAAAGCGACUACAUUUCACCAUAACGUUCCACCUUCCGGUGCACCCAACACCAUUCAAAUAACAAGUGUAACACGCCCUGCAGCUUCAAAUUCACCUCAGAUACCGGUCAACAUUAUCAGCCGUAACGACCCAAACGCAGCAUUGGCUUCUAAAAACCUGGCAUCUACAAGUUCUGUUCAACCGUCCAGUUUGCCUUCUUCGCCAGCGACUCCUUCCGGUCCAGUAACCGUAGCCGCAAAGCACGCCCAGCAGCAACAAUCCCAGGAGAAUGAACAAUUUGCCUACGCCUGGCUAAGAGCUACAUUUGAAACUGCGCCUUCAAUGAACAGCCGUAUCGAGCAGCACGAAGUGUACAAGCAAUACCUUGCGGCCAACUCCAAGAUCGGACGUAAGGCGGUCAUGCCUCAGGUUCAUUUCCAACGUUGCGUAAGAACUGUCUUCGGUGGCACGGUUGGCCCUACGAUGGUGAAAGGCAACGAGAGCAAUCAGUUCUUCUAUGAGGGUAUUCGCUUGAGGGCUAAAACGUCUGCAACCGUAGUAAACAGCACGGCUGGAAAAACAUCGGACGGCGCACCAUCGACUCCAGUUAGGCCGUUGCCGAAACCAAUAAAACCGCAACUGGCCGGAGGAGGACUUGAUUCAGCGAACUCCAGCUCCGGACAGCCACCCCGUUUCAUGACCCAGAUCAUCAACAAAGCUGUGAUGACAAACAAGGCGAACGUUGAACAGCAGAAUCAGUUUUCACAAGCAAACGAACAGAAGGUGAUCAUUCUCAAUCAAACCACCAUAUCACCGCAACCGGGCGGAACUUCAGCGGCGGCUGCGACAACUUCGCAAUCUCAGCAGCAUCAGCAGACGACCGGAACCACCACCAUCAUGAAUCAAUCCGGCACGAUCACCUCGACGACGUCAAAUCCUUCGGCCCUGAUCAAGAGCUUACUCGCCAAUAAGGUAACCACGACGACGACGAUGACGACAACCGGUGGCAAUAAUGAGCAGCAGUAUGUUGCCAGCAGCAGCAGCAGCUCGGUUGGCAACUUCGUCGUUUCGUCCUCCGUUGCCAGUAGUUUGUCGUCUACCACUACUUCUACUACCAGUUUGAUUGCAUCGAAUGUUAACGUGCAUCAGGUUGCUCAACGGCAGCAAAUGUUGAAACAGAAACAACGUGCAGCGGUUCCAUCGUCAGCUGGCAAAAAUAUGGUCGUUACUAGCAAUAACCCUAGUAGUAUCAAGGUUGGAAACUCCACCAUUUCGAUCAAACCAGGGACACUUCCCAGCAAUACCGUGAUCACGGCAGCAAGUCCACAGGAAUCUAGCGUGGAUGGGCAGUUGAAUCCACCUCCGUUGGCACCGCUCAGCCAAGCAGGUGGAUCUAUGGUUAAAACGAAUAAAAUGCUGGCCGACUUAAUCGAGAAAAAAUCAGGUGAUAAUUCAGUUUUCGCGAUUGGUGAAACAACGGUUAAGCGGAAGAGUGAAGUAGACCUUUCGGAACCACCAUCUAAAAAAAUUGAAAUUAUGGAAACAGACGACAUUAAGGUUACUCCGAAAGCGGCUGAUUUGUACGCUGAGUUGGCGGGUUCAAUUCUUGAAGGUGAAGAUUUUGAAGACAUCGAGAUGAAAGAGGUCAAGGAAGAGGUGAAAGUGCAGACUGUAUCAACUCCACAGGUCAUCACUAUGCCAGCUCCAGUCCAACGGCAGAUAAUUGUUACACCUAAUAAUCCGCAACCAGUUCUGUUGUCGCCUGGCGGUUCAGGAGGUCAACAGUUGACGACUCAAACAACAGCUACCAUUAAGACGGAUACUGGAUAUCAAACAGUUCCAAUCAUUCUUCAACAAAACCAACUUCAAAUCCAAAAGGCUGCUCCAGUUCUGCAACCCGCUGUACAACAACCUACUCAAUACAUAUUGGCAACAAACCCACAAGGUCAAACUUAUGUUGUAGCUCAACAACCACAACAGCAGCAACAACUACAGCAGACGGUUUUGUUGACCCAAAAUCCGCAACAUGGAACUCAACAGAAAACAAUUAUAAUACUGCAGCAGCAACCAAACCCUGCUGGUAACCCUCAAGCCCAAACGCAGCAAAUCGUACAAACGCAAUCGCCGGCUCCACAAAAGGUAUUCGUUAAUCAGCAAGGUCAGCAGAUCAUUAUGACCCAGGUCCCUAGACAAGUUCAACACCAGGUAAUUGUUAACCAUCCACCGAAGAAUCCAUCGAAGGCCCCAAAGGCCCAGACGGCCCUGAAAUCGGCUGGUAAAAUUGUUGAAAAGAAACCUAUUUAUAUCACUACUAAUCAACAGGGAAAUACGAUAAGCCUCGAAGGUCCGUCGCAACAGAUCCUGAAAACGAAUCAACAGGCGCAGAUUAUUCAAACUCACAUUGGUCAGCAGCAGCAGCAGCAAAGCAGUACGGCGCAGCAAAUUCAGCAGAUUAUUCAACAAAGCGGAUCACAAACAAUUCAAAUUAUUCCCCAACCUCCCGUCAGCGCUCCCCAAUCACAACAGUUGGUCAUUCAGCAAGCACAAACUCAACCAUCGCAAGUUCUUAUUCAGGCACAACAAUCUUCCCAGCAGCUUAAACCGCAAAUAAUCUCGCAACAAAUCAUUCAACCAGCAACUCAGCAGCCCCAAAUAGUACAGAAAGUAAUCCAACAAAAACCAGCCCAAAAACAAUCUCAAACCUCUAAACAAUCUAACGCGUCAGCAACCUCAGCUCAAAUAGGUUCUCUUCCUACUAAAACAAUCAUUGUUCAACAACAAACUACAGCUUCUGGAACACCUCAAAAGCAAAUAAUUCAAGUAGUUCAACAGAAACUUUCCUCUCCACAUACAACUCCUAAAACUGUUGCUAAACCUAUCACAUCUCAGACAAAAUCAAAACAAGAAAAAAAUUCUGAACCAGCAUCCGCCUUUUUACCUACGACAACAACCCCCGCGCAAACAAUCAAUAGUCCGGCUUCUGUUCCAACCACAGUAGAAUCUACCAAAGCAAACGCUGAACCAGACUCGACUUCGACCUCUUCAACAGUAAAUGCUCCCUCUCCCAGUAUUUCUCCCCCUGGCACCAUUCAACCGCCAGGACCAACGACCAUUCCCGUAGUCGGUACCAACAGCUCGAUCCAGAUGAUACCGGCUAUGGACCCGGCCAAGGCCAUCGACGAGGAUGUCGAGCUGAGCUGGCCGUGGGUGUGCGACUGGCGCGGCUGUCCCCGGAAGCGGUAUGCUUCGGCCAACGAGGUGUAUCUGCAUGCCUGCGCCGUUCACUGCCCGAAAUCCGUCGAAUCGACUGCCGACAUCUACUGUCAGUGGGGCCCAGGACCUAACCUGUGCGACAACAUUCCUCGCAAGAGGUUCUCGCUGAUGACCCACAUCUUCGAUCGGCACUGCACCAGUGAGUCUUUUAAAUCUGCCGUUCAACGACGGCUGUCCAAUGCGGCAUCCGGAACCCAAACGCCUCAGCAAGCGUACCCGGUUUCGCUAGUUCGACAAACAACUACGGCAGGUCAACCAACGCCUCCAACCCAAACUGGAGGAAGUACGGCGACGCCGGUUGCCUCGAACGGAACAGUACCGGUCCCGGCGGCAAUGUCACCAUCGUCCGUGAAUGGUGCCGCCGACAGUGGACCGCCUGGUCUAGCGCUAGCCGGCCCUGCAGCCUUGCAUGCCAUCAAACGACACGCUAUCGACUGGGCCAACGCCAAGGAGUGUCAGGAUGAUAUCGAGGGUCCGGUCACCAAGAGUAUUCGUUUAACGUCAGCUUUGAUCUUGAGAAAUUUAGUUGUGUACAACAAUACUGCUCGAAGGAACCUACGUGCUUACGAACCGCAUCUGGCAGGGGUUGCGAUGAAUAAUGUUGAGUCAAGCCGCACUAUCGCGCAGGUAUUGUUCGAGAUGAACGAUGCCCAGCCAAACUAUUAAACAACAGGAGAACUGGUAGAAUAGUGACGUACCAAAUCUCGGACAAGUUAAUCAAAAGUGUGAAGUGUCCGUCAUUAUAAGGUAAAGAAAAAAAAAUCAAAUGCCUGAAUAUCGAUGAAAAUAAUUUUAGAAAUUCGACAAAAAUCUUUAACAGACAUUCACGGAAUGCAAUGCUGCAUUUAUUUUAUUUUUGUGAUUUCUAUGUUUGUUAAAAUUGUGACUAUAUACCAUAACAGAACGAAGAUCACUCUAAAAAUACACACCUAUAUUGAAUAA